Molecule: messenger RNA, 3122 nt
Organism: Scleropages formosus (Asian bonytongue)
Lineage: Eukaryota; Metazoa; Chordata; Actinopteri; Osteoglossiformes; Osteoglossidae
Product: transforming growth factor beta-3 proprotein-like
Exons: 7
Coding region: 418-1650 (410 amino acids)
Biological process (GO): regulation of cell population proliferation; transforming growth factor beta receptor signaling pathway
Cellular component (GO): extracellular region
Molecular function (GO): growth factor activity; cytokine activity; transforming growth factor beta receptor binding
Source: RefSeq, a predicted model, not a curated record
UGGAGGACCGUUAUGUGGUCGUGCUGGAGCAGAAAGCGCUUCUCCAGCUAUGUAGAGAAGUAGCGAGGGAGUCCGUUUCGCGUUAUUAAUGUUAGCGCGUUGUCUGCCUGAACGAUGGCGUCUCUCACACGGGGACACACAGUCGGACUGCAGUGGAUCACACACUUUUAUCGGUCAUAACGGACAAAAUGGGCUUUUUGCUGGAAACUAACUAUAUCUAUUGCUGAAUGUGAGGAGAACAAAGAGCGCGACGCUUUUUGCCUGCAAUAGGAGGCCCGGUGCGUGUUUUCCGCUCGCGUUUCUGCAUCACAUAGCAGCUCUGCAGCGCUCGGAGUUUUCUUUACAUGGGAAUAAACUCAUUAGUGCUGUUGCCGUAACUGACAGCGAGCGAAGCCUGGGAGCUGCGCGCGGGCUGCAAUGCGGCCACGAGGGGCGCUGCUGCUCCUCUUCCUGCUGCACUGCGCGGCCGCGGCCGCGUCGCUGUCCACCUGCGCCACCGUGGACGUGGAGCGCGUGCGGAAGCGGCGCGUGGAAGCGAUCCGCGGCCAGAUCCUGAGCAAGCUGAGGCUCAGCAGCCCGCCGCAGCACGCGCUCGCGCCCGCCCACGUGUCCGCGCAGGUGCUGGCGCUGUACAACAGCACGCGCGACCUGCUGCAGCAGCUGGGCACGGACCCCCCGCAGAGCUGCGGCCGCGAGGACACGGACACCGAGUAUUACGCCAAGGAGAUAUACCGCUUCGACAUGGUCCAGGCGCAGCAGGACGACAAUGAUCUCCGCUGCUACAGGAGUGUGACGUCCAAGGUGUUCCAUUUUAAUGUUUCUGCCAUGGAGAGGAACUUCACCAAUCUCUUUCGGGCUGAGUUCCGAGCAAUGCGGGUUCCCAAUGCCCUCGCACAGAAGAAUGAGCAACGGAUUGAACUCUACCAGAUUCUGAAACCAGAUGAGCACAUUGCCAAGCAGCGCUACAUUGGAGGCAAGAACAUGCUGACAAAGGGCACACCAGAGUGGGUCUCAUUUGACGUGACGCAGACCGUGCGUGAGUGGCUGCAGCACCGAGAGACCAACCUGGGCCUGGAGAUCAGCGUUCACUGCCCAUGCAACACCUUUGACCCUAAUGGCAACCUCAUCAAGAGUGGCAAAGAAGUGCUGGAGGUCAAGUUCAAAGGUGUGGAGGGUGACUAUGAUGAGCAGAGCCAUCCAGAGCUUGUCUAUUCAAAGCGGCCAAAGGAGCAGUUCUCCCCACACCUGAUCCUCAUGAUGCUGCCGCCGCAUCGUGUAGACGCCCGGCCCUCUCAACGCAGACACAAGCGGGCGCUGGACACCAACUACUGUUUCUCGAAUUAUGAGGAGAACUGCUGUGUACGUUCCCUUUAUAUCGAUUUCCGCCGGGACCUCGACUGGAAGUGGAUCCAUGAGCCGAAGGGCUACUUUGCCAAUUUCUGCUCCGGGCCGUGUCCCUACUUGCGGAGUGCUGACAGCACACACAGCACGCUGCUGAGCCUCUACAACACCAUGAACCCAGAGGCGUCGGCCUCGCCCUGCUGUGUUCCCCAGGACCUUGAACCCCUCACCAUCCUCUACUACUUGGGCCGGACUCCCAAGGUGGAGCAGCUGUCCAACAUGAUUGUUAAGUCAUGUAAGUGCAGCUGAGAAAAGGACUCAGGUCCUGCUGGAUGAAGAAUACCUCACCCCAAGACCCCGCCCACCACUGAACACACUCUUACGCGGACACCUCGACUCAGAGCUGCGAUGUCGGAGCGAGUGUAGCACCACACAACAUAGCACGAAAGAGGAUACUGUAAAAGCAAGAGGUGGUAUACAGUAUAUUGGUAUAUGUAAUAUUCUUGUGACAGAGCUAACUUAGAGCCUGCAUGCGUGGCGGGAUUCUCCAUGCUGGAACCUGCCGGUGCCGCACACUCCAAGAACCAUCUGGCGUUCGAGCGCGAGACUGUCCGAUGGCUCCAACAGUCCUAGGAAAAUACUACAUGCUGGAAAAGGACAUUUAUUGAGAAAAUUUGUAGAUGUUGUCACUGCUGAGGUUACCUCAUUUGUAACAGGAUUAUUUUAAGGACAUAAAUUGCUGGUUUUUUUUUUUUUUUUUGGUUGUACAAUUCAUGUCACUUAGUGAACACUUAUUUUGUAAAAUGUUUUCGUGCUCAUACCCCAGAAAACUGUUUUGUAUGAAAACAUGGUCUUUGACUUGUUUCUGAUUCUGGAGGGUUGGCAUUUGGUGGCAUUAAACUUUAUACACACAUCCCCUUUUAUCAGAUGCUAGUUCCUCACUCAAUCUAAGACAAAUGUGCAGGUACUGAAAGAUGUUCCAUUGUUUCUUAUGGGGAAAAUUUUUUUUUCCCCCUGCCUGAAACACCAGGACCAGCAUAAAGAACUAGCAAAAAUCCACUGUACGUCACAUUAUUUCAUUGUCAUAGUUUUCUAUCCAAAGCAACUCAUUUGGUGUGAAAUAAUUUUGCACUUUCAGGUAUUAAAAAUUUAUACUUAGGGUUUGUGGGUCUUGCUCAAGGGUGCAAGAGAAAGGUGCUCCUGGUAAUUGAUGUCAGAACCUUCUUGUUGACAAUCAAUAAAAUGUAAAAUCGAUACCUGUUACCAUCCUGUGAUGGAAACAAAGGGGUGCAGAAAAUGUUGGACUUUCCUUAAAUGUUCUAAUUACUUGGAAAUAAAUGACGAAAAGUAAAGAAUGCCCAAAGUGUGCUGGUAUUGGAAGAGAUGACAGAAAAAUAAGACGUUGACCAGUGGCCCAGUUUCAUCAGCACACAUGACAAGCAGACUGGAGGGUGUUUUGAUGAGAAAUCAGACAUGUGGGGAAGUGACGGUUUUCAGGCCAGCUGACUGUGAUGUGGAAGGUGUCGGUGGUGGUAGCUGGAGGGUGUUGUGGAAGGUGUGUUUUUGAUCCAGCCAGGAUUUUGUGCGCCUCGUGAGCCGCAAACGGCACCUCCUUUUCUUAGCUGUCCUGAUACCCUGCUUGUGAAACCGAUCUCCUCGCCUUCCUGUUUGCAAACGCAACUGCCUGACGGGGCCUUAAAUGAACGUACUGAAGAUUGACAGCAUUUGACUCCCUUUGUAGCUCAGUGUGUUCAACAGCAUCUGAUGUUUUUGGAGGAAUA